AGGACAUGCUCCGGAAUGUCUUUGUAUUCGACGGCCAGGUGAUGCUGGUAACGGACCGCGAUAAGGGCAAGGCUAUCCGCGGGAUCGGCCGAAAGGUUGCCCGUUUCUUGCCAGACACGGUUGGACGACUGAUGGUCGCCGACAUUCUAUGGCUGCUGCCGUUCGAGAGACUACUACUUACGAAGACUAAGGCCCAGGGGCUAUCUAAGCCACUCGAUGCAUGGCUCUGGAAGGACAGCCGCAAAGGAAUCUGGACAACGACGGAGCUUAGUACUAAGCUAGCAGCAGCGACAACAGAGCACAUUGGGGUCAAGCUAGGUGUGGCUGACUACCGCCACGUCGCUAUCGAACUCGGCCGGCACAUGCGAGGACUAGUCGUCCAGCAGCUAGAGGUUGACAUGGCUGAUGAGGCUGACUGGGACAACCCGCAGAGCUUCGAAGACGGGCUCACUGGGGAGGCGCGCCGCCAGAAUAAGGUCGAGUACGUCUGGGACUUACAGGCCACGCACGGCAGCGCCAUCCCCGCCUACGUCGUGUCUAGGCCGGGCCAGUUUGGAUUAUCCUAGCUUCG
This is a messenger RNA of Microdochium trichocladiopsis, 571 nucleotides long. RefSeq lists its product as uncharacterized. The coding region runs from base 6 to 566 and encodes 186 amino acids. The record is from RefSeq and is a predicted model, not a curated record. The transcript has a single exon. Lineage: Eukaryota; Fungi; Ascomycota; Sordariomycetes; Xylariales; Microdochiaceae.